CUGCUCUGCUCGUCAUCCUCAUUUCUCGCUCUCAUCUCAUCUCACUCCAUGUUGAUUUCUUGGAAGAGUUCCAGCAGCAGCGUUACAGCUCGAUCAUCAUCAUCCAAUUACUCUGUAUGUCGGCGGCGCUGCAGCAUAAAAAAUGCUGCUUCCAUUCUCAAAGUUGCUUCUCCUCUUCGUCUUCAUUGCUGUCUGAGAAUUGAGGAUACAGCUGUUGAGUAUCAUCAGGAACUACUUCACUCCCAAUUGAAUACAAACAAUGACACAACCACCACCCAAAACCAUGACCUCAAGAAGAAGCCUGACCCUGAGUCCAAACAAGUUGUUGGUGGUGGUGAUGCAGGAGGAGGAGGAGGAGGAGUCAAUGGAGAAGAAAGUAACAACGAGGCGGGCAUAACUGGAAUUCAAGUCCCCAGACAGCGAUACAUUCCCAUCUCUAAGUCUCAGCUUUUGGAUUCCAUUCUACUCAUGUUUGACUCCCAACAAGAGAUUGAUCAUUUUCUUCUCCUCUCUUCGUGCCUGGAUUCUAUUCUUCACGCCGAGCACAAAUGCAUUUUAGAGGAAAUGCGAUUGGACUAUAACUAUACUCAUUCGACCGAAGAGAAGGGAACUAGUCGGAAUGGCUCAGAUUGUUCAGAAAAAGAAGUCAUAGCCAAUGGAAAUGAAUCUAACUCGGCUAUAGAAAACACAAUUGGGAUUGGGAACACGGAAGAAUACAGUGAAGACAAGAUUGAACCGGAAAUGCCAAUUUCUUCAUAUUUUAGCCUCGACUUGAGACAUCUCUUGAAUUCUUCACCCAAAAAUGUCAAGAGAAAUUCUUUAACGGAGUCCAGAGUUGCUGUUGCCACUCGUUUCCAGCGUGCUUUCGUGCAGCUUCUUUAUAAUGCUCAGUUUGAAGAGCUAUCAGCCAGGGAUUUGAUUUUGACAUCUGCAUUAAACAGUGAUUAUCUACUUACUUUGCCAAUAUAUGUUGACUGGAAAAGAGCAUCCGAGUCCAAUGCAAUAAUAUUCAGGCGGGGUUAUGCGACAGAGAGGCAGAAGGGUUUACUAAUUGUUGAAAAAUUGGAUUACUUACAGUCGAAACUUCUGCAAGGAAUUUUCUUUGUCAUUUCCAAACCAUUGGCAAAAGUUGGUGUAUGGAUAACUGAGGCCUUUAAGAGUGCAAGUCAGGAACAAGAUGCACAAGUUUGGACUGAGAGAGUUAAGCUUUGGUUCAAGGAACUGCCCCUUUUCCAGCAGUCAGAUUCUUACAGUGAACAAACUUCUGAUAACCUGCUGGAAGUUGCGCAACUAUCAGAUAACGAUGAUCUUCCUAUUUGGCUAGCAGCACAAAGGGCUGUUGCUCGUUAUGAAGGAAUUCUCUCACCAGUUGGACCCCGUGGCAGGCUUUUAAGGAGGUUGCUUAUGUGGAUCGGCCUUAUUCCCUAUAUGCCAGAAAGACCAUUUGAUCUUGAAUAUGAUGUUACUACUUCCGAACCUUAUUUAAGGCCAAUUUUCUUAUCGAGAAUAACACUCAGUGAUAUAUGGGAACCUGCUACAAGGAAACUCUGUGGAAAUGAUUUUUGGAAAAUGUUGCAAACUGCUAUUUCCAUCCUCUUCUCUCAAUCAAUUCUCCAGGAACCAGCAUUCGAAGAAUUAAUUUUACUUUUCACCAAGGAAAGAGGUGAGGGAGAAACUGAAAGUACAGCUGAGGUUCCUUCGUUGCAGUUGAAGAUCUAUGAGAGAAUUCCUAUUCCAGAUUUACCAGUUAUUUUUCCUCACAUAAAGCUGUCUUUUCGUAUCCUAGACACGGUACGCUUGGAUAUUGCAACAGUAUUGGGACUUCUGGCAUUUUUUAUAAACUACAAAUUUGAGAACAUUUUAUCAUCACCAUCAGCAAUACUACUAGACGUGAUUGCAAUCAGUGCUCUUAUAAUAUAUGUGACCCGUGUGGCUUUGGGUUACAAACAGACAUGGGAUAGGUAUCAACUUCUGGUCAACAAGACACUUUAUGAGAAAACUAUAGCAAGUGGCUUUGGCUCAGUUCACUUUCUUCUGGAUGCUUCUGAACAGCAGCAAUACAAGGAAGCCAUAUUGGCUUAUGCAAUCUUGCUUAAAGCGGAGACCGGCCAGGUCACUUGCCCAAAAAAUGUUAAAGACAAAUGUGAGAGGUUUAUGUAUAACAUGUUUAAGGAAAAGGUUGAAAUGCCAGUUGACAAGGCCUUGGAUACAUUGAUGAGGCUGGGUCUUGUUACAGAAAAACUAGUUGAUCAAAAAAUUAGAUUGCAGGCAAUUCCAUGCCCCAAGGCAUAUGACAUCCUUAAACAACGUUGGAAUAGCCUUCUGGACAGUUGAUUUUGAUUACUAAUAAUUCAGAUUUUUUAUUGUUGCGCAGAGAUCAUGUACAUGCUGUAAAUUUUGCCUCCUUGUACCUGCUAUUGUAAAGUUUAUGAGCUCUGUUCUGUCAAAGUACUUUAUAUACA
Camellia sinensis is the source of this 2462-nucleotide messenger RNA. Its product is annotated as DUF3754 family protein, putative (DUF3754). Lineage: Eukaryota; Viridiplantae; Streptophyta; Magnoliopsida; Ericales; Theaceae. The record is from RefSeq and is a predicted model, not a curated record.